AUGGUGCUUCCACUGAUUGCACCGCGCCUCGCUGUGCCUUCUCGGAGCCGGGUGGAAGCGGCGGCCUUCCGAUGGGACGCGUCCAAAGUGGAGCCGACAAACGCCGGCCGGGUCGGCCCCGCCGCCCCCAUCGCCGCCGCCGGGGCGGCGGCGGCCUCGGCGGACCAUCCGACGCGCCGCGCGCCCGACGGGGAGGCGCUCACCGUCGAGCGGGCGCGGGCGCUGCUGCGCGGCGGCGCGGACUCUUCAGCCGGCGAGCCUUCUGCCCUCGAGCGGGCGCGCGUCCUCUGCGCGUGGGGCGAGUCGGAUCCGGCCGCUGCGGCCGUCGGCUCCACCGUCGCGAUCCACUCUCUCGUCUCGCGGCCCUCGAUGAACGGCAAGGUCGGCGUCGUCGUCUCCGCAAGCGCUUCGACGCGCCGCUUCGGCGUGCGCGUGGCGGGCGAGGCCAAGGCACUCGCACUGAGGCGCGCCAUGCCAGCGGCCGAGGCGGUGGAGGUGGGCAGUCUCAUCCUCAAGGCGGCGGAUUGGUCGCCGCAGUCGCACGAGCUCUUCCCGGAGGCGGCUCGCAAGCGGGCGGUCGAGGUGAUGCGGCUGGGCUACCUGAUCGCUUGGGACGAGGAGCGCUUCGACGGCCGCGAGGGCGCGGCUCCGGAGCUGGCGGACGUCUGGCGCGGCUUUGUGCUGCCGAAGGUGGUGGCGCGGUGA
Emiliania huxleyi CCMP1516 is the source of this 705-nucleotide messenger RNA. RefSeq lists its product as hypothetical. The transcript has 4 exons. The coding region runs from base 1 to 705 and encodes 234 amino acids. NCBI's taxonomy places the organism in Eukaryota, Haptophyta, Isochrysidales, Noelaerhabdaceae. The record is from RefSeq and is a predicted model, not a curated record.